Molecule: messenger RNA, 863 nt
Organism: Emericellopsis atlantica
Lineage: Eukaryota; Fungi; Ascomycota; Sordariomycetes; Hypocreales; Bionectriaceae
Product: glyoxalase family protein
Exons: 1
Coding region: 293-691 (132 amino acids)
Source: RefSeq, a predicted model, not a curated record
AUUUGCGUGUUUGUGUGUGCGUGUUCUCCGUCGUCUGACGGAUGAGGUCAUGUCUCUGAGUGAUCCCCUUGGGCCAGGGCCUCCUCUGGGGCCUGAGGCCUGAAGACCCUGGAUUUCCUCUUUAGGUAAGGCGCAAGCUGGAUGACUGUCGAACUCCAGAGUCCAGGUUCACCUUGAGUCACUGAACUACGUGCUUGUUGCAAUUGAAAGGUCGAGGAUCUCACAUGCAGCCUGACAAAUACGGCUUGGAUGUCAAAGUAAGAGAUCAACCUCCAUCUGUCUCACCAAGACGAUGCCGCACAUCGCCCAUGUGUCGCUAGUCGUCCGCGACUACGACGAAGCCUUGGCCUUUUACGUUGACAAGCUCGGCUUCACCCUCGUGGAAGACAGGCCCGUUCCAGCCCAACAGAAGCGCUGGGUGACGAUUCGACCACCAGGCGCCCCUGCCAACGCUGCGACGAUUUUACUCGCCCGGGCGUCGACGCCGGAGCAAGCCGCAACCAUUGGCGACCAAACGGGCGGCAGGGUAUUUCUGUUUCUGGAGACAGAUGACUUUGAGCGCGACCAUGCUCGCUUCACAGAGGCUGGUGUCCAAUGGGCCAGGCCACCCAUCAAGGAGAGCUACGGAACUGUGGCUGUCUUUGAGGAUCUGUAUGGGAACCUGUGGGAUCUAAUUCAGCGACACGAAUGAGGGCGGGGUAUGACCGUAUGAGCAUGAGGUUCUUUGGCUUGUGAGGGUGUCUUAAAUGUCCUCAAUAUCCAAAGGGCACCGAUUAAAACGCACCGAAGAUAGUCUUCUUAUCGCGUAUCGAUAAGCAGGAGAAUGUGACCCUGAGAUUACUCCGAAUCUUGAAGAUCAUUCC